Morone saxatilis (striped sea-bass) is the source of this 4428-nucleotide messenger RNA. Its product is annotated as ceramide transfer protein-like. Gene Ontology annotation, cellular component: Golgi apparatus. The record is from RefSeq and is a predicted model, not a curated record. Gene Ontology annotation, biological process: ER to Golgi ceramide transport. Bases 445 to 2394 code for a protein of 649 amino acids. Lineage: Eukaryota; Metazoa; Chordata; Actinopteri; Moronidae. Gene Ontology annotation, molecular function: phosphatidylinositol-4-phosphate binding. The transcript has 20 exons.
AGAAGCUCGAGACGUCAGUUGAACAUGGCGUUGAGCUCGAGAGCUGUCAGCAGUCUACAGGGGGAAACAACCGCCGCCGCCGCGGACACUGCGCGUCUCUGAGAGCCGGCGACCGAUUAACGGGGACCGCCGAAGCACAUUUUACGCUCCCGGUGCCAUCCCUUUUCUUUUUUAAAUUUGUUUUUUAUUCAUCCAUUUUUUUAAUUUCUCUUCCUACUUCUGGGAUUUGAACGUUACGCCGAGGAAGAAGAGGAAAAGAGGAGGUCUGGAGAGCAGAGUUGACAGUCAGUCAGUCAGUGAGGUUACAGGAGAUCAGGUCCAAGGGCGGCUCAGCUAUUAGCUCCUGUCUGCUUCUGAAUUUAAACUCACCUGAGCGUCGUAUGCCAAGUUUAAUAUAUUGUUUUUAUACUCGUUAAGAAGAAAAAGCAGAGAGAGAGAGGAAACAUGUCAGAUAACCAGAGCUGGAACUCGUCCGGUUCCGAGGAGGACAUCGAGCCCAGAGAGGAGUCUGCACAUCUCGUUGGUAUCGUCGACUUAAACGGAGUCCUCAGUAAGUGGACAAAUUACAUCCACGGAUGGCAGGAUCGUUGGGUGGUCCUGAAAAACAACACGCUGAGCUACUACAAGUCUCAGGAUGAGACGGAGUACGGCUGUCGGGGUUCCCUCUGCCUUAGCAAAGCUGUUAUUACUCCCCAUGAGUUUGACGAAUGCCGGCUGGACAUAAGUGUAAACGACAGUGUGUGGUACCUAAGAGCACAAGACCCAGAGCACAGACACCAGUGGAUUGAUGCCAUUGAGCUGCAUAGGAGUAUCAGAGAGGGGAGGAGAGAGAAGGGAGGAGUCCAGGGAACAAUAAUCAUCCCUCCACCACUGGCUGAUUCUGGAUAUGGCUCAGAGUCCAGUCUGCGGAGACAUGGCUCCAUGCUGUCUCUCACAUCAGCCACCAGCGGCUACUCCGCCACCUCCACGUCCUCCUUCAAGAAGGGUCACAGCCUGAGAGAGAAGCUGGCAGAGAUGGAGACCUUCAGAGAUAUCCUGUGCAGGCAGGUGGACACGCUUCAGAAAUACUUUGAUGGCUGCGCAGACGCCGUGUCGAAGGAUGAGCUCCAGAGAGAUAGAAUCGUGGAGGAUGAUGAAGAUGACUUCCCCAACACACGGACAGACGGAGAGUUUCUGCACAACAACAAUGGCAGCAAAGAGAAAUUGUUCCAGUCCUUGAGUCCCAAGGGAAUCAAUGGCAUAGACUUUAAGGGUGAGGCCAUCACAUUCAAGGCCACCACAGCUGGGAUCCUGGCCACUCUGUCCCACUGUAUCGAUCUCAUGGUGAAGAGAGAAGACAGCUGGCAAAAGAGAGUGGAUAAGGAGAUGGAGAAGAGGCGAAGAAUAGAGGAAGGCUAUAAAUCAGCCCUCAAUGAGUUGAAGAAAAAGUCUCACUUUGGAGGUCCAGAUUAUGAGGAGGGUCCAAACAGCCUCAUCAACGAGGAUGAAUUCUUCGACGCAGUUGAAGCUGCUCUUGACAGACAGGACAAAAUAGAAGAGCAGUGUCACACUGAGAAGACGAGGAUACAGAGGUCCAGCCCAGUCCCCCCUGGAGACGUCUAUUCCAGCGCUGGCUCACACAGAUUCUCUGGCAAGCCUCAUAGUCAGUCCUCCCCUCCUCUGAUAGUCAUGGCCCCUCCUCACGAUGUCCACAGAUUCAGCGCAGAGGUGGAGGAGAUGGUGCAGAAUCACAUGACCUACUCCCUCCAGGAUGUUGGUGGAGAUGCCAACUGGCAGCUGGUUGUAGAAGAGGGAGAAAUGAAGGUGUACAGGAGAGAGGUGGAAGAAAAUGGGAUCGUUUUGGACCCGCUGAAGGCCACCCACUCAGUAAAGGGGGUGACCGGUCACGAGGUCUGCCACUACUUCUGGGACACUACCUACCGCAACGACUGGGAGACCACCAUUGAAAACUUCAAUGUUGUGGAGACGUUGUCAGACAACGCAGCAAUCGUGUAUCAAACGCACAAGAGAGUGUGGCCUGCAUCUCAGAGGGACGUGCUGUACCUGUCUGCCAUGAGAAAGAUCUUGGCCAACAAUGAGAAUGACCCAGACACCUGGCUGGUCUGCAACUUCUCUGUGGAUCACGACGAUGCACAGCCAUCCAGCAGGUGCGUCCGUGCCAAAAUCAACAUCGGCAUGAUCUGCCAGACCCUGGUCAGCCCACCAGAGGGAGAUAAAGAGAUCAGCAGAGACAACAUCCUGUGUAAAAUCACCUACGUCGCCAAUGUGAAUCCCGGAGGCUGGGCUCCUGCCUCCGUGCUCAGGGCCGUGGCUAAGAGAGAGUACCCCAAGUUCCUCAAGCGCUUCACCUCCUACGUCCAGGAAAAAACUGCUGGCAAACCCAUCUUAUUCUAAAUCACAGUGUUGAGACCCGAGGACAGAACUGCACGAGAGGCUUUGAGGAUCUUCCCACUGACUGUUGCUCUGCUGCUGUGAACGGACAAGCUCCUCAAAGUGAUUUCUUUCCUCCCAGUUCUUAGCUACAAGUUAGUUCCAGUAGAAGAGGAAAGGUCAUAAUGGUGCCCUCUGGUGGCUGCAUUCAAACAUCUGGGAGACAACCUUCGACCUCUGAGAGACAUUCAUAUGAAAGAAUAUGAUCAUGGUUUAUCAUAAGCAUUUCAAAAGAAACGUAUUUCCCUUCAUUAGUAUUUGAUCAAUUAAAUAACAAAUUACUGUCAUUUAAAAGGAGAUUAUGAUAUUAUAAUUAUAUAUUAGAGUGUCAAUAUAAAAUCCAGUGUUUUUGUUUGUGUCCUGAGAUGGAUGCACCCAGCAGGGGGCCCAGUUUACCUUCCCUCCCACAUGAAAGUUCUAGCAGCAGCUCGUAACGCCACAGUUGAUGCCAUCUUUCAUGCUCAUGUAGAGGAGUAGCCAACAUGUCAGGUCGCGUCUCUUUUCUUACAGAUAUAUUAAUAUAUAAAUGUAUGUAAAAUGUAUGUAAAAAAAGAAACAGAUCUUUGCUAAUAGACUGAACUAUUUUAUUCUUGCCAUUUAUAGUUCCUAUAUUGUGUUGAUUUUUCAUAAUUAGUCAUUUCCCAGCUUUCUUUUAAAGCUGCUAACAUUUGCUAGUAAAACCUUAUUGAUUGAUUUGAGAUGAAUGUCGUCUCAUUUGUAAUAAGUCCAGAGGCAGAGGGCUGUCAUCAGCUCAUGACCCCUAUGACAUAAGACUUGACCUUUUUGACACCGUCCCUCUCAUGAAGACACCUCUCAUUGGUGCUGACGGAGCGACACGUUGAUGGGAGAUUUGUCAUAUAUUUAAUGUACAAAAGUCUGUGUACAUUAUUUGCUUGGCUUUACAUUUGCGUCAUUGUACAACGUUGUAGCGUCAUAGCACAUAUUUUGAAUGUUGUAAAUAGUGUCACUAACAUUUCUCUGAAGGUCUGAAAAUCAUUUUUGUGACUGAGUCUAGCCCAAAUGCCUUAGUGUUGCAGGAAAAUAUAGUUACAGAUGCAAUAAAGGGUGCUGUUAAUGCACCUAUGAAAUCAAUAGUGAAGUGCCUCGUGGCUAAAUUCCCCUUAUUCUCCAUUUAAAAUCUGUCCUUCAAUAUAUUUACAGAAUGAACAAAGCAGGUGACACUUCAUUUGUGUUUUCCCACAGAGGGCUAGCAGCAGCAUUUUUACUUAAGUUCUUGUAUUCUUAGGACUCAACCUUUCUGUCAGUGUGCCUGGUGGUUGUUACACGUGCUGGCAUGUACUGGCACUUAAAAGUACUGAACCCAUUCUGUUACUAUAGUCAAGUUAAGGUGUCUGUAACAUGAAUUUUCUGUCUGAAAAUGUUGCUAAUGCGAGUGCAGGGCUGCAAAGUCCAGAGUUCAGCGAGGAUCUACUGUUUAAGUACAGGAGUGGAUUUUUAUAGGAACAGUGUACUUUUACAAUCCCUUAUUAGAUGUUUUAUUUGCUCAUCCUUACACAUUUCCUGAAACAGUAACUCUGGACACAAGGGGAUGGUUUUGAAGCGUACACAAUUUGGUUUAAGUUUUCAUUUUCCAGACUAUACUUUUUUUAAAGUAAAAGUAGCAGUACUGCUACCUGAAUGCAUUUUUAGUAGUAUUUCCUGUGGACAGCACAAAAUGUUUAUGGGUCAUAUCAAUGAUGAGAGAUGUGUAGCCAUUUGAUCAGCCUCCACUCUUUGGUUUUAGAGCUUUUAGCAGAACGAGGUGGGUGAGAGUGAAGCCAGAUGAUACUCAGCCUCUCAGCUAAGUGGAAAAAAGCUAGGCUGAAGCUCUUCCGCCUGAAGCAGACAUUUCUAGUUAUUAAAACUGAAUGUAAUUAGAAACGCAUUUUUGUAAAUAAUUUGUUCAUACUAAUGCUGUGGGAUCAACUUACAAAUGUACUGUGACAGCAUCGCAUUUCUGCCCUGUUUUAAAAGUGAAAUAAAUAAGUUUAUCCUCCA